AUGUAUGCCCGUCGAAAAACACCAAGUGAACGACUUCUAUCAGUAAUUCGUCCGAAAAAUUAUCAAAAUCGAUAUAAAAGUGAGAGAGGGGUUUUGAAAUGAAAAAAAAUCAUAAACAUUUUUAGAUAACUUGAUAGUUCAAAAAACUACUGUACAACUUAAUUCAAAUCGUGCACUUCCAUGCUGUAAAGAUGAAUCUGGAGGAUCAAUUUGCAAAAAUUUGAAAAGACAAGAUUCCAAAUUAUUCAUUCAGAAGUAUGUUUUACUUUGCUUUUUUCCAGAAAAAUUUUGAUUUUUUUAGAUGUCAAUUGGAGCCUGAUUUUUCACUUGUUGUUUGCUGUAACUCUUGUUCAGAAGCUGGAGUUUCUUAUAGAAAGAGAGCUGCAUCGUAAGCUUCGCUUCCACGCUUUGUUUUUCAAACAUUUCUGAUUUUUCCAGAUUCUUUGCUGAAAAUCGAAAUGCAACAAACUGUUUUGAUCGUAUGAGUCCUGGAUACUGUAGUCGUUUUGAGACUGGAGAUGAUGCUUGGAAUAAUCGAAGAUGGUCUUGUGAUACGUCACAUUUCAGAUUGGGUUUCAGAGUUUGUAGAGCGACUUGCGGUUUUUGCACUUUGGAUUGGGAACAUGCACCGGAUCCAGUUAAAUGUUUUUAA
Caenorhabditis angaria is the source of this 652-nucleotide messenger RNA. NCBI's taxonomy places the organism in Eukaryota, Metazoa, Nematoda, Chromadorea, Rhabditida, Rhabditidae. The record is from the annotation of a GenBank genome assembly.